Ceratosolen solmsi marchali is the source of this 664-nucleotide messenger RNA. It is a transcript of the gene LSm3, whose product is annotated as U6 snRNA-associated Sm-like protein LSm3. Bases 236 to 547 code for a protein of 103 amino acids. Gene Ontology annotation, molecular function: RNA binding. Lineage: Eukaryota; Metazoa; Arthropoda; Insecta; Hymenoptera; Agaonidae. Gene Ontology annotation, biological process: mRNA splicing, via spliceosome. The transcript is spliced from 3 exons. The record is from RefSeq and is a predicted model, not a curated record.
UUAUUAUUAUUUAAUAUAAUAGGCGUAACAAUAAUUUUAAGACGACAAGUGGCAGUCGAUUUUUCUUGCCAUGUGGUGCCAUCUUUAUCCUAAUCACGACUCGUCUAACUAGGAAAUUGUAAUUUAUGUUUGGAGAGUAAACUUCAUUGAAGCUUGUUGGAUAAUAAUAGCGAUAAUUUUGACGAUCUUAAUAAUCUUGCGUCAACUUAACUUUAUAAUAUUGUAAGAAUUUAAAAUGACGGACGAUGUGGAACAGGUGCCGGCGAUAAAUGUGAAAGAGCCGCUUGAUUUAAUUAGAUUGAGCUUGGAUGAGCGAAUUUAUGUUAAAAUGCGAAAUGAACGAGAGCUUCGUGGACGAUUACAUGCUUACGAUCAACACUUGAAUAUGGUGCUUGGUGAAGUUGAAGAAACGGUUACUACUAUAGAAAUCGAUGAAGAGACUUACGAGGAAGUCUACCGUACGACCAAAAGAAACAUACCCAUGCUCUUUGUAAGAGGGGAUGGCGUUAUACUUGUUUCACCUCCGAGUAUGAGGGCAGCGAUAUAGUAUUUGAUUGCGAGUUGCUGUUGAAGUAACGUUAUGAUGUAUGAUUUCUUCCUCUGAAAAUUUUUUUUAUCAUGCCUAUGAUUAUUUUACAUAAGAAUUAAUAAUAUGAGAAUAAUU